GUUCGCCUUCUUCCUUGCGCCCUAUCCAGUCACGUGACCUCCUGUACGCCCCUCUGUCCUCUUUUCCCGGCGCUCUCUGGUGACGUCACUGCUGUCAGUUCCAGCAUCAGGCGUGUGUCCUUCAGCUCCCAGGUGUAUUAGCAGACAUGGCCUCCGGUAGUCGGCAGCUCCUUGCCAGAUGCAUGUCAUCCAGCGCCGCCGCCAAGAAGCUCGCCAUCAAGCACGUAACGGUGAUCGGAGGAGGCCUGAUGGGAGCCGGGAUAGCACAGGUGGCUGCAGCAACCGGACACACUGUAGUAUUAGUGGACCAGACGGAUGACAUCUUGAAGAAGUCCACCAAAACUAUUGAAGACAGCUUGAAACGAGUCACCAAGAAGAUGUUUGCAGACAAGCCUGAGGCUGCUUCUCAGUUUAUUGAGAAAACCCUGUCCCACUUCAGCACCAGCACAGACCCGGCGGCCGUGGUACACAGCACGGAUCUCGUGGUGGAAGCCAUUGUGGAGAACCUGGAAGUGAAAAACGAACUCUUCAAGAGACUGGAUAAGUUUGCCCCAGAACAUACCAUAUUUGCCAGCAACACCUCCUCAUUGCCAAUAACUGACAUCGCCAACUCCACAACCAGGCAGGACCGGUUUGGAGGGCUGCAUUUCUUCAAUCCGGUUCCAUUGAUGAAGCUGGUUGAGGUCAUUAAGACACCGAUGAGCAGCCAAACGACUUUUGAUUCUCUGAUAGAUUUCAGUAAAGCACUUGGAAAGACUCCUGUGUCAUGUAAGGACACCCCUGGGUUUGUUGUCAACCGUCUCCUGGUGCCCUACCUAAUGGAAUCUGUCCGUCUUUAUGAAAGAGGUCAUGCAUCCAAGGAAGACAUUGAUGUGGCAAUGAAAUUGGGAGCCGGUUACCCAAUGGGUCCCUUUGAACUCCUGGAUUAUGUUGGACUUGACACUAGCAAAUACAUCAUUGAUGGUUGGCACCAGAUGGAGCCUGAAAACCCCCUUUUUGCUCCCAGUGAGUUGCUGAAUAAACUAGUUGCGGAGAAGAAACUGGGAAAGAAGACUGGAGAAGGCUUUUAUAAGUACAGAUAGUUUCCUUUGCUGCACUGUGAACCUACGGUAUAUUUUCUACAGUCUCUCUUGCUUGCUAUAUGAUUGCUAUGACCAUUUUUCGGAUCACUUCAUACGUCCAUACUCUAGUGCCUUACAGCAAGGAUUAUCUUUUUAUGAUCAAAAUCCGUUUGUACAUCGGCUUACAACGUUAAUAUGUCAUAACCAAGCUGGAGUCAAUAAAAACCAGUCGUGUGACGCUG
Messenger RNA from Bufo bufo (common toad), 1303 nucleotides. It is a transcript of the gene HADH, whose product is annotated as hydroxyacyl-CoA dehydrogenase. Gene Ontology annotation, cellular component: mitochondrion. Lineage: Eukaryota; Metazoa; Chordata; Amphibia; Anura; Bufonidae. The coding region runs from base 147 to 1082 and encodes 311 amino acids. Gene Ontology annotation, molecular function: (3S)-3-hydroxyacyl-CoA dehydrogenase (NAD+) activity; NAD+ binding. Gene Ontology annotation, biological process: fatty acid beta-oxidation. The record is from RefSeq and is a predicted model, not a curated record. The transcript is spliced from 8 exons.